AAAGCUCUCUCGCGGUUUCGUCAGUCCCUUGCCUACUGGGAGGAAUGAAAUGAAUAUCCUUUGGACAUAGUAACGUCCACAACAGAAAAGCCGCUACUUCCCCAGGUGACGUCUGUGUACCACCCCUACAUUUCAAAGAGUUGCACCUCAGAGCUCGGCACAUUCCUCUGGGGCUGUUCUGGGGUGGUGGCGCUGAUGUCGGGGCUUCGCCCAGGUUCCUCACCUGCUGCCUCCUCCAGGACCGCUCAGCUCAAUGGCCCACUUGAAGCGCCGGCCUCGGUUGGCCACCAGGCCCCCUUGGGCCGCCAUGGCAACGGUCACUUCCCAAAGCCGGGAAGCCCCUCACUCCAAAACGACUGCCAAACAGCAGCGUCCCCAACUACGUCGUCUCACUCUUCAAGUCCAUUUCCGGCGCGUGAACAUAGGCGCCACUUCCGGCCCGGAAAUUGGCGGGGCAGGGACCGAGGACAGACAGCUUACGAUUUGAGCCAGUGGGAGGAACAACGGACAGGACGUAGUCCUUCCUGUAGCGACUCCUACGCAGUGUCCCUUUCCGAAGAGGACUGUCGUUUUUUCCUUGAUUUCUGUCUGAGGUCCUGCUUUGCGUGGCAGAAGGUAUUUAAGAGAUUAUGGCAUCUGAAACCCACAAUGUUAAAAAACGGAACUUUUGUAAUAAUUUUGAGGAUCGUUCCAUUGAUCUUCCUAGAAAAAGGAUCUCUAAUUUCACUACUAAGAACAUGAAGGAGGUUAAGAAAUCUCCAAAACAGUUGGUUGCUUACAUAAAUAGAACAGUUGGACAAGCUGUGAAAAGCCCAGAUAAACUACAUAAGGUGAUCUAUCGCAGAAAGAAAGUUCAUCAUCCUUUUCCAAAUCCUUGUUACGGAAAAAAAAAACAGUCCCCGGGAACUGGGGGCUGUGACAUGGCAAAUAAAGAAAAUGAAGUGGCUUGUACCAGCCACCUGCCUGAAAAAUUACGCCUUGAUAGUCGAACAUAUUUGGUUAACUCCAGUGAUACUGGUUCUUCACAGACAGAAAGCCCAUCAUCAAAAUAUAGUGGUUUUUUUUCUGAGGUUUCUCAGGACCAUGAAACAAUGGCACAGGUUUUGUUCAGCCGGAAUUUGAGAUUGAAUGUAGCUUUAACCUUCUGGAGGAAGAGAAGUAUAAGUGAACUUGUAGCCUAUUUGGUGAGGAUAGAAGAUCUUGGAGUUGUGGUGGAUUGCCUUCCUGUGAUCACCAAUAGUUUACAGGAAGAAAAACAAUACAUCUCCCUUGGCUGCUGUGUAGACUUGUUGCCUCUAGUAAAAUCACUACUUAAAAGCAAAUUUGAAGAGUAUGUAAUAGUUGGUUUAAACUGGCUUCAAGCAGUCAUAAAAAGGUGGUGGACAGAAUUAUCAUCCAAAACAGAAGUUAUAAAUGAUGGAAAUAUUCAGAUUUUAAAACAACAAUUAAGUGGAUUGUGGGAACAAGAAAACCAUCUUACUUUGGUUCCAGGAUAUACUGGCAGUAUAGCUAAGGAUGUAGAUGCGUAUUUAUUACAAUUGCAUUGAGAGGUUUCAUCUACUAAAGAGUGCUUGGUUACUCAGAAUAUCCCUGGACUAUCUGAUUUCCAAAAAAAUGUCUCGUCUGAGAACUGUGAACUGUGAAAGAAAUCAAAACCAUUUUUUUCUUUUAAAAAGCCACAUAAUGAAACCACUAAUGAAACUUAUUCUACUUCACAUUGAAGUGGAAAAUAUCCAAAAGGAGCAGCUUCAGCUUCAAUGAGGUGAAAGUGCACUAAGAAGAUUGUUCGCCUUUGCUGAAUUUGGGAUUUAUAUGGUUAUUUGGUUAACAUUGUUUGAGAACUACUGGGUCUUAAUGCAAUCCUGAAUAUUGCAUAAGAAUAUAAUUUAUGCUAUGUGAAAAAAAUAAGACAGGACUUAUCACUAGGAACUACAAAGACCAAUCAUCAUUAAUUUUUUAAGAUUGUGUUUUAUGAGAAAACACUUAAAGGUGUGCAGCUAUUUUCUUAUGUUGAAAAGACUGAAAGAUUAAAACAUAGCAAAUAAUCAAUAUUAAGUAUUUUUGUCCACACUGAGAUACUAUGUUUGCAAAAUGCCUUAAUUAUUAAUAAGCCAAUGUGUUGUGAUACAUGUAUCUGUUAAAAAAUUUGAAACCAACUAUGUUUCUGGCAUGAUAAAAUCAUGGAAUUAAAUCAGGGGUUUACAUUCACAUAGAAUGUUGAUGUUUGAAACCUACUCCACGCCAUUUUUAAAACUUAAGAAUAUUUUAGUAUAUCUUAUUUUUUUUUCUUUUUUGCCAGAAUCAUCAUGUCAUGUAUGUAUGUAUUAUGCCUAUAUAAAAUUUUAAAAGGUGAAUACUUAUUUGUAUGAAUGCUUAACUGGAAAUGUCCAUGAAGUUGGCUAAUAUAUGUUCACUUUUUAUUGUAUAUACAUUUCUAAUAUUUUCAGUUCUGUAUCAUUUAAGCUUCCUUCAUUUGAGUAAAUUCCCUAAAUAUUUCUUUUUGCUUUUUUUAAAUCUGGUUUUAUAUUAAUUCUAAUUCUUUUUCACUACAUAUGUUUUAAGAGUUACACACAAUGCUUUAGAAAUGUUUACAGUUAGUGCUGACCUUGUAUUUUAAAUUCCAACACUUUAUAGUACUACCUCCUCCAAUGGAUGUUAUGAAAUGCCAGCAGACUGUAUGAGGUCUUUAAAAAAAGAAAAAAAAAAAACAAUUUUUAGUGUCAAUGAAACCAGUUCUGAACUGUUGUAAUAGCUGUAUAUCUUGCCUGUUUUGAAAGUGAUUGGGGUUUAAUACCAUUACUGGGUGGUUCGUUUAUCAUCUCUUAUUUAAAAAGUCUGACAAGUAUCUGAGCAAAGAUUUUUAGUAAUUUCUCUGCAGUAAUCCUUCAAGUACUUGAAUGUAAAUCUUUAGCAUUUGCCCAGUUAGUGACUACUGAUGUGAAUACAAACAUCUUUUCUGCUUUAAAGAUGUUAAAAAUGUUACAUUUCACUCAGUUCUAUUUUUAUAUAGCUAUACUUCAUAUAGCUAAGUAUUCCCCACAGUAAAAAUCAAUUGUAGUAAUUGGUUAUUUUCUUAAGUCUUUAGAUUAGAAUCAUUUCAGAUUACUGCACUUCUGUGAUUUGAGAUGUUUUUCAGGAGAUGGGAAUUUGGGUCAUCUCUGAGACCUAAGAUGAUGAAAUAUAACCUUUCUUUGUUCACAUUCUUUUAGUUAUUGCUAUCUUUAUUUAACAGUUUGAACCAGUUAACUUGGCCAAAGCGUGGUGCUAAUGAGGCUAAGGACAGGAGUUUGAUCCUUUUGUAGGUUUAUUAACUUUAUACACACACAUAAAAAAAAAAUUUAUUUCAUAGCUACAGAUUACACCCUCCCUCAAGUAACCAUCUCACAAAUUCAGCCCUUGGUCACAAGGAAGAUUGUGUAUAUAGCUUAGCAAAAACCCUCCACCUUAAAUGGAAAAAUAAUUCAAAUAAUUGGUAUGUGAGAUACUAUUGACUUUUAAUUUUAUACUUAAUAUAAUUAAAAUACUGUUGUUAUAAGUUCAUCUGGGUUAAAUCAUUAAACAGUGUCUUCUAAAAUCAAACUUCAAUAAAUCAAAUUUCAGUAAAAAUUUACAACUACAGAUGAAACAUAGUAAGAAAAGGUAUUAUCCUAUUAACUCUGGGUUCUUGUGCCUAAAUUUGGGUUUGUUGAAAGAGUAUAUAGUACUCCAUUUUAUAUAUUCUGAGCUAUGUAACGCAGCAGUCUUUAGCUCAUGAAGAUUUUCAGUAGCAUACACUCCUAAUUUCUGUUCCUGACCUUUGCAGUUGUUUCGCUCAGUACCUACCUCUCAGUUAUUGAGUUUUGACUAGUUUUAGGUGAUUCUAAAAUCGUUGGAUGAAAAUCAUUAAGAUAAGUAUUGUUGAACACUUCUGUUGCUACUAAGCUCUUAUGUUGUAGCAUAAGCUCUUCUUAUGCUACAACAUUUUAAUCACAACAUUGUUGAUCUCCACACAGAGCCAAAGAAAGUGUUUACAAAGUAUUCUGGCUGUUGUAUUGACCUAAAUUAGAACAAUUGUUGUCUGUCGUUGCUCGUUUGUAGCUGUGCUGCUAAACUAUACAGAACUGAAAGACUAUACAAGGUCUCGAUGCCUUUUUUGCUCCUCUACCUUUGUUGGUUUUCUGUACUUGACUUUGCUAACUUUGCAAGUUCUAGUUUAUUGAGAUGAUAAAGGGCUAUAACUAAGCAAUUUGCAUCUACUAGGAAUAAAGUGAAUGGAUUUUGUAAUGAAUUGUCAAGAUGAGAAUAAGGGUUAAGGUUAUGAUUCAAGUAUUAUUCUCAGAUGGCUUUUUUAAAAAUUAACCUUUUGGCAGUAAUUUCAAAGGUAAUUGGCACAGAUCAUUUACAUGAAUCCCUUGGAUAUAAGUGUCUGUAUCCGCUUUGGGGCAUCAUUAAUAUCUGCAUUGAACUCCAAGGACUACUGAGGAAUUAAAUCCUAAUGCCCUGAAUACACUUGAUACAUGUCAUAUCCUAAUCUUAAAAUGGUUGUGUAGGUUCAGAGCUAUACUUCUGGCUUCUGAAGUAAUAAUUUCCUCAACCUUAGAACAUUUUAUAUUUGGUAAGCUAUUGUCACGAUAAACAUUAAUGGGAUAAAGAAUUCAAAUGAUGAUUAUUAGCUAUUAAAUGCUGAUAACAAAAGUCAUAUUUAAAUGUUUAGUUGUUAGUCAAGGAGCACGAAAAGGCAAGAUUUAAUUAAUAUUUCAUCAGGCCUUAAUGCAAUAAAAUUAACCCAGUUAGCUUUUUUCCUUUUAAAAAACAAGAUGGUAGUAUCAGUUGCCAUUGUUAAUUUUUUAAAAAUUAGAAUCAUAAGCAGCCAAUUCACCUGGAGUGAUCCAGUUGGAUACCCUACUUCUAAUUUUCAAAUAGACUUCUAUUUUCUGGGUUAUAUCAAAUGAAAAUGGUAUUGUUGGACAUCUGUUGAUAGGUAUUUACUCCUAUGUUAUUCUUUCUCCCUUAACAAAUUCUUCUGGCUAUGAUUAUUGUCAUAAAUCUUUGUGACACACUAUUCCCCUCUUUUUUUUUUUUUUUCCUAUUACAGGAGUAUAAAAUGAAAAAGUUGAUCCGCAAACACUGUAUGCCUCUAUUUUGUAAUACAGUUUGGUUCAGUAACAGCACCAAGUAUUACAAUAAAAAUAGAUACUGCACAAUACAUACCAGACACUAAGUACAUUUUGUGGUGAUGUAUUUAAAAUAAUACAAUAUUUUAAAUAUUGUGAUUAUAACUUUUUUUGAGUCAGUGUCUUCUAAAAUCAUACUUCAGUAAAUCAAACUUCUGUAAAAAUUAAUUACAUCUACAAAUGGAAUAUAGCAUAUCCACAAUAUUUUCUUUAUUGAGCAUAAUUAAGCCGAAAACAUAAAAAGACAGUUCCUGUGUACAGUAGUUACAUGAAAGGGCAGUUCCACACUCCCAGUGUAUUUUUUGAAACAUAGCUUCUUAUGUAUUAUUGCCUUGAUAUGCAGAAUUAUUAUUCUCUGUACUAGAAAGUUUUUGUUCUUGUUGUUGUUUUAAUAUUGCCUAAGAUGGGAGAUGCCAGGUAUCUUGAUGAGGAUUGAGCCCCCAAACAAACUUGAAUUAUUGUUGAUUUCUUACACUUAAUAUAUCUUCAUUCAAGUUUAAACCAGGAUUUUUUUUAUAUUUUUUUUAAUGUCCUAAACCUGGCCAGGACUGUUAGGACACUGGAUUUAUAUCAAAGCUAGGAAGAAUUGAUCCAGAGUUUUUUUCUAGAGUAAGAAAGAGUUUUACUGGGAGUCCUAGAAUACACUGAGUCAUCAGAAUUACUUGCCUCCAGAAUUACUUUACUUCAUUCUCAACCUGCUUACAACCUGGACCCUGGACUGGAGUAGGAGCUCACCUUCCCGGGAGUCAGGAGCAGAGUUAGCAUUCAUUUACUUUCCUACUUCCAUUUAAAUAAAGAGAGUGAGGGGGAGAGGGUUAUUAGCCUUUUAUAUAAAAUUAGUCAAAAGUGAAUGAGGACCUACCUUGCUUGCCCUGCAAUAUACUCACCAACCCCACUCUGUACAGCUGCAGUUCAGCCUCAGCUGCAGCAGGAGAAAUGAGGCUUGUAAAGCUUACAAGGGGUUUGGAGGAGGCUGAUCCAGAUUCCUUUCCUUUCCUUAGAAUAAGCAAUAAGUAGUAAAGGCAAGAAACUACCUCACUCUUCAAAAUGGUUCCUACCCUAUAGAUUAGGUAUCCCCCAGUUUAAAAAUCACAAGUCUGCUUGUGGGUUAUUUCAAAUGAAAGUUUUACUCAAGACUUUGUAUAGCUGAUCAACAUAUUUUUGUCUUCUUUUUAUAAGAAAUGUUUCCCAUUCUAGAUUUGGCUUCUAUAGUAUACUCCUCUGGUUUUGUGGCUGCCUCUCUCCCCUCCUCUGCAUUUUCCUUAAGUAUAGGUGCUCUUCACAGUUCUGGUGAAGAUCCCUUCUCUUCUCACUCACCAUUUCCCUGAAAAACAUCAUUUAUUCCCAUGGAUUCCUUUGCCAUCUAAUAGUGGUUCUCAUUUUGAAGGUGGAGAGGAGGCCAGCUUUUUGUUGAUGAAAUGGGCACAGGUAUUUUUAAAGGUUGAGAAAACAUUGAAUACAUAUUUUGCCAUAGCCUAACUCUGACUCUGAAUUUUACAUACAAUUGCCUAUCAGAAAUAUCCAGUGGAAUAUCUUGUAUACAUCCUAAAUUCAGUAUGUCCAUAAUUUACCUCAUUUGCCAUUUCCAUCCUUCCCCCACACCUACACACAUGGACCAAAAAAAUCUAUUCCUUCUGGAUCCUGGGUUUCAGUUCUCAUUAAAUAGCUCUAAUAUCAGCAGUUGUCAAACCACAAACCUGUGAAUCAUCUUUGAAUCAUCCCUGAAUCAUUCACCAAAUCCUGUUCAUGCAACCCUCUAAAUAUCUCUCAUAUCUUUCUACCUCUUUCCACCUCUCCUGCCAUUAUCUUACUUCAGGCUGUUGCCUAGUUAUUCCAACAGCCUCCUGACUGUUCUCUCUGAUAUUGGUCCUACAACCCUGCACUCAUUCUCUGUACAUACUGUCCAGAAGAAUCUUUGUAAAGCACACAUUUUACUGUGCCAUUCCUGAGGCCUCUUAAGAAAAGUCCAGAAGUAUGGCUUACAAUCUCUCAACACCUCCCCAACAGUGCUCCAGCUAGAAUGAACUUGUUUCAUUUUUGAAAACAUUACACUUUCUCUGCAGAUGUUUCCUUCUCAUGACACUCCUCUCCCCCAGUUCACCCAGUUAACUCAUUCUUAACCUUCAGCUCUCAGUUUCAACAUCAGUUCUCAGGGAAGCCUUCCCUGUGGCUUCUUCGUCUGUUAGGGGUGGCUGCAUACACUCUCAUCUCAGCCUUGUUCUUCUCUAACACCACUUAGCACCAUUCUGUCACUGCUUAUUACCUGUCUUCCCAGCUAGAUUGAUAGCUCCAUGAAACCAGCAACCAUAUUCUCUGUCACUUCCAGUAUCUAGCAUAAAGCCUGACAAGAAGGAAUUUAAUACGUUCUUAUUGAAUAAAUACAAGGUUGUGACCCCUUUGGUCACACAUUGUAUGAGGAAGUAAUUUAGUAAUCCAGAGAAAUGUUUAUAUAGCAUAGCAAUUAAAAUUGAGAGGUUCUGGAAUUAAAAUCUUCAGUUUUUCUUCUAUCAUUUUUGUUGUUGUUGUUGUUGUUGUAACUUGGUUUGUAAUGCUAAUGCCACAGUAAAAACCUAACUAAAAUGUUUUUGGUCCUUAAAUGUUGUUUUAGUUUCCUAACUGGCAAAACAAAUACCAUGCAAUGGGUCAGCUUAAACUAUGAGGAUUUAUUGGCUCACGGUUUUGAGGCUAGGAGAAGUCCAAAAUCAAGGCACCAUCAAGGCGAUGCUUUCUCUCAGAAUACUGUAGUAUUCUGAGGUUGGCUCCCGGCAGUCCUUGGUCCUUGGCUUUUCUAUCUGUCACAUGGCAAUACAAAGGUGGCCUCCCUUGGCUUCUUAAUUCUGUUGACUUCCAGCUUCUGGCUGCUCCCUAUGGCUUUCUCACUGUGUGUCUGAAUUUUAUUUUUAUAAAGGACUUCAGUAAUGGGAAUAAGACCUAUCCUCACUCAGUUGAGCCACACCUUAACUGAAGUAACCUCAUCAAAAUGUUCUAUUUAUAAGGGGUUACAUCCACAUGAAUAUAUUAUGUUUAAGGACUUGUUUUUCUAGGGUACAUAGCUCUAAGCCAUCACAAUUGUUGGUAUGUUUGUUUUUCUGUUGUGUGGUUUCUUUAUUCUACACAAGAUCCCUGCAAGUGAGGACCAUCUAUAAAGUGCAAGAUUAAGGUAUUUUCAUGUAAUGUGUGAAAUACAUAAAUUUCCUUGGAAUUGAGGGUAUCCCUUGGGUGUUUUGUGUUUCUCUUCUGCUUUCAUCUUAAAAUGAAUGAAAGUCGUGUGAGAUAGUGUUUUUUCUUCCCAUACAAGUUCCUUUUUAAAAUUAAAAAAGGUAAUAAAUACAUACUUAUUUCUGAAAAUAGAGUACCAAAAAGAAGAAAAUUAAACACACAAUCUCAUCCACCAAGAGGGAAUCAUUGUGUUCAACUUACCAGACUUUCUUCUAUGCAUAUGUAUAUUUUUAAUCCAAAUGGAUUCAUGCUCUACAUAGUGAUAUUUGGUACAUCGUUUCCUACUUUGCAUAUAUACUGAAAAAGCUUGAAGGUAACUGAAAAACUUUUUUUUGCCGAUUAAAGCUAUGUGUUCUGAGUAAUUACUUUUAAUUUCUUUGGAGAAAUUGAAAGAGCCAAAAAAUAUUUGGGAAUUACUUUUGAAGCACUCUUAGUAAAGAAGUCUAUUUUCCUUGCCAAAUAUUACCAAACUUUUUUUUAAUGGCAGGGAGAGAGCUUAUCAGGAAAAGCAACAUAAUUCUGUAUUUUGAAAAGAAAUAUCAUGUAGGGUAGUUUAAAUUAUACUAAGUACUGGAAGAAAAUUUCAGCUUAUACUAUUGUGUAUUUCUUCUAGCCAACAAACAUAAUUUUGUAAGUAGAAGUUCAGUCCCUUUGUUUAAGACUAAUGUAACAAUAUUCAGCAGUAUUAUGAAUAUUCAGUUCCUAUUGAACUAAGAAUUGAUUUUAAGAUAUCUUCAGCCCUAUCCAAAUAAAUGAAUUCUUGAUAACCUGACCUCUCUUAAAACAUUUUCUACAAAGAAUUUAUUUAAUGAGUCAUUUCCUCUGCCUAUAUACUAUUCUUUAGAUUAUAUAUUCUUAACUUAAAAAUAUUUGCAUUGUGUCCCGGAGGAAAGUGUCUUAAUGUUAGAAAUGGGAAAAAAAUUAAUUAAUGGUAAAUAAAAGGAACAGAAGUAGGUAAAACUAAUAAUGACCUAUGUCUUAUAUUUAUAUAUACAUACCACAUACUCAUGUAUAUGAAAAAUUAUCUAAAUAUUAUCCUCUGCCUAGAUAGUUGCCUUAAAAAUUAUAUCUUUAUGAGGAGGAUCUUCUUACAAAUGGAUGCUAGUACUAAUCACUCUUACUGAAGGGUCAUUCGCCCAUAGCAUAUUAGUGUUUUUACUGACUGACUAGGCAGAAUUCCUUAGCUUUCAUCAACUCUAAGAUCAGACUUUACAUUGAAUUACUUUCACUCAGAAGCAUUUAAAUGUUUUUUUAAACUAGCAAUAAAACUUCAUUGUCUACAUUAUUUUUAAUGUUAUUAGUGAUUUUAACCUGGUAUAGUUUUGUCUUCUUUGACUCACAGUUAUUAAGCCAAUUAGCAAAAUGGAUCAACAGAAUAUUGUUUACCACCAUUCUAAUUAUGUCUCAGUUAAUUUUUAAAAUUCAAAUUUUUGUGAUUUUUUUUGUUUUGUCAUUUAUGAGCUUUUUAAAAAAGUAAAGGUAAAAUUAGUUUGUUAAAAGUGUCUUUGCACAAUUGAAACCAGUAAAAUAUACCUAACACGUUAAACUUUUAAGAAUGUCUGAUAACAUUGAUUCAGGGCCAUGUUAUUGUUGCCUUUGUCUAAUAAUAUAAUCAAUCAUGUCUGCUUUUUCAGAUUCCAUGUAGUUAGAGUUUUCAUAUUUCUUCAGUGAGUAUAACAACUUCAUUCCAUAAAUCUUCAAAACAUGAAAUAGCAAAAGUUUGUUUUGUUUCUGAUGAUAACUAAAAAAUUAUACUUUGGAAAAUUCAACUGCAUUUAUUUUCUAUAAAUGUCAUCAAUUAUCUAAAUAUCAACAUCAAUUGGAAUUAAUUAAAUUGUAAUAAUUAUAAUUGGCAUGUUUUUUGGUAUAAUCUUUGGCUAAUGUUUUAGAUUAGUAUUACAUCAUACAUCUUUUUUAUAGGUUUCUUGGAAAAAUUAUAUACUUUUGUAAUUGGAACUAAAUGAAAAUUACAUUACUUUCUUUUUCUGAAUCAGGCAUGGAGCCUGAUAAUUCCUUGAAAAUUUAAGUUUAUAUGGGCGGACUCAGUUACGAGUUUUGUCUUUAAAUGACAUGGAACUUAGCACUUUUCUUUUAAUUGCUAAAGCAGCUGUUCACUAGUGUUGUAUUUGCAGAACUGCAUUAUAGCUUUGAAAUCAAAUACUUUAAUUAAAAGAUAUUUAUAAAAUAGAGACAGCUUCCAUGAGCUCCUUGUAGCAGCUGGCACACCCCCAUUUGUCCUAUUACUAGUGCUGUGAAUUUCAUGUCUGCUACUUUUAUCUCAGGUCAGUCUUUUGUUCUCUCUUUUAAAAAAAAGCAACAGCUGGCUAUUAGACAUGAAAGCAUCCUCAAGUAACAUUCUAGUAAUUUUUACUAUCAGUGAUCUGAGUAAAUUGUAACACUGAUAGUUUAGAAAUAUUUGUACACAGCCAUUAUAAGCCACAUACUGAAAAAUAAUUGAUAGUUAAGUCUUAUGUAUCAACUUGACUAGCCUAUUGCCUGGUUAUUUAUUCAAACACUAAUGUAGGUAUGGCUGUGAAGGUAUUUUGUAGAAGUGGUUAACAUCCACAAUCAGUUGAUGUUAAGUAAAGGAGAUUACCUUCAAUCAAUUGAAGGCCUUCUGAGCAAACACUGAGGUUUCCUGGAGAAAAAUUCUGCUUCCAGAUUACAUCAAUGCCUGAGUUUCCAGUCUGCCCUACAAAUUUCAGACUUACCAGUCCCCCCACAAUCAUGUGAGCCAAUUCCUUAAAAGUAAUUUCUUAAUAUAUGUAAAUGUAUUAUAUGUAAAUGGAUAUAUGAAUGUAUAUAUGUACAUACAGACACACAUAUAUACUAUUGGUAAAUAUACACACACAUAUAUACUAUUGGUUCUGACUGAUAACAGAUACCAAAGGAACAUAUUUGCUUCAACAUUCAACAAUUAAGUUGUUAUUAAGUAUUUAAAUUUAAAUAUAAACAACAGCUCUUCAAAAUUAAAAUUGGAUUUAUGGGACUCUUCUUGAACUUCAAGUUAGACUAGUGCAAAUCUUUUCUCCUGCUAGUCAUUCUUUAAAUAAGUUCCCUAUAACACUUAUUGGAAAAUUAACAAGGUGAUUGAUUGUAUGUCCCAAUGAAUACUAACAGGUAUGUACACGAAUAUGCUAAAAGUUCUCUAUUUAAUGCAUGUCAUUGUUUCAGGAUGCUAAGCAGAGGCACUGAGCUCCCACAUACCCAGUGGGUAAUAAGAUGUCAACCAAUAGAGGUAGCAAGGCUUUUCAUAGUCAAUAGAUUACUUGCUAUGUUCCUAUUGAUGUUAAGCACAAAGACUAAGUACAGUCCCUGCCCUAAAAGUUUGUUGUAGAAUAGUAAAUGCACUGUGAUUCUAAAAUCAUACCAUUGGAAAAGACUUUGAAAGCUUCAGUUCUUACCUAUACUUUUAAGAAGAUCCAGAUUUAAGCAAUUUUGUGCUCAAAUGCCUAAGGUAGUAUACUGAGCAUUUUAAAUCAUUUUUUCCUUUAUGUUAAUUUUUACUAGAUAACUUGCUACAAAAGAAGCUGUUUGUUCUGGUGUCAAUAGGACCCUCAGAUUUUAUAAUCAAAACUCCAAUAAUUAAGUUUAAUAGGGAGUUUUGUAUGUCAUGGCCAUCCCUGUUUAUUCCUAAUUAGAUAUAUGAUAUUCAUAAUUAUAUACUAGUUCAUUAUCCAUACAGUGAUGUCUUUUGAGAAAAGCAGUGUUAGUGGAUUAACAUACGUCUUUCAAGAAAAUUUUGUCAUGCAUUCUUUCCUCUCAACCCUGGAUUUUAUGACUGUAGAAUGGGUAGCUGCUGGGAAAUUUUCCUUAUGAGAAUUUGACACUUAAGAAUUCUGAUUACCAUUUCCAGAUCAACUUUUUUCCUUUUUGGGGUAGGAAUUUCAAAAGUUAUCAAACAUCCCAAUGUUCUUUGGUGUCACACUGUUAUUGAUUACACUAAAAUAAUGACUAUAUUGUUUAACCAUUAAUUUUUAACCUUUGAAAGCAGAGGCAAAUGCUCCAUUAAAGAAACAUAUAAUUUGUUUUUGCUAAAAAUAAAGUUGGUUUUAUGAUACUUUGCUUCUUUUUAAUUUUCUACAUGCUAUGUAUGUCCUUGUUACUGUUUAAUUUAGCCUGUAAACUGCUAAACUGUACACUUCUUUUCAAUUCUUGUGUCCUGCAUCAUACUGAGUAAAUGGCUUCUUGGUAAA
This is a messenger RNA of Choloepus didactylus (southern two-toed sloth), 12568 nucleotides long. It is a transcript of the gene KATNBL1, whose product is annotated as katanin regulatory subunit B1 like 1. The coding region runs from base 630 to 1547 and encodes 305 amino acids. NCBI's taxonomy places the organism in Eukaryota, Metazoa, Chordata, Mammalia, Pilosa, Megalonychidae. The transcript is spliced from 10 exons. The record is from RefSeq and is a predicted model, not a curated record. Gene Ontology annotation, cellular component: nucleolus. Gene Ontology annotation, molecular function: microtubule binding.